This is a messenger RNA of Cynara cardunculus var. scolymus (artichoke), 717 nucleotides long. RefSeq lists its product as uncharacterized. Lineage: Eukaryota; Viridiplantae; Streptophyta; Magnoliopsida; Asterales; Asteraceae. Bases 1 to 717 code for a protein of 238 amino acids. The record is from RefSeq and is a predicted model, not a curated record. The transcript has a single exon.
AUGAGCGAAUUUGUGAAGGAUAUGACGAGCAAGUUUAGUAAGUUGGAGAAAUUUCAAGGAAACGACUUCAGAAGAUGGCAGAAGAAGAUGCAUUUUUUGCUUACGACUUUAAGAAUUGUUUAUGUGCUGAGUACCCCAAUGCCCGAAGUGAUGGAGGACGAGACAUUGGAUCAUAUGAGGAGUAGAAACAAGUGGGAGAAUGAUGACUACAUCUGUAGGGGUCAUAUUUUGAACGAUAUGUCAGAUGCUUUAUUCGAUAUCUACCAGAAUGUUGAAAGAGUUAGGGAGUUAUGGAAUUCACUUGAGUCGAAGUAUGUCGCGGAAGAUGCUUCUAGUAAGAAGUUAUUAGUAAGCGAUUUCAAUAAUUACAAGAUGGUGGAUUUGAGGCCUGUUAUGGAGCAGUGCAAUGAACCCUUACAUAUUCUUGGUCAAUUUACACUUCACAAGAUAAAUAUGGACGGAUCCAUUGCAGUGUCGAGUGUAAUUGACAAACUUCCCCCUUCGUGGAAGGACUUCAAGCAUACGUUGAAACAUCAAAAGGAGGAGAUAACCCUGGUUCAGUUGGGAAGUCAAUUGUACAUCGAAGAAUCCCUUCGUGUGCACGAAAGUGACAAGAACAAGGGAAAAUUUGAAGUUGGACAACUCGAUGUCCAUGUUGUGGAAGAGAAGAAAUCUGGACAAAACAACAAAGAAAAAGGCAAAAAAACGAAAGCAUGA